Messenger RNA from Porites lobata, 7238 nucleotides. The record is from the annotation of a GenBank genome assembly. NCBI's taxonomy places the organism in Eukaryota, Metazoa, Cnidaria, Anthozoa, Scleractinia, Poritidae.
AUGGCUGAUAAGCUAUCCGUGAAUGAUAGUGUAACUAAAGUUUAUCAAGCCGCUCGUGACGGUUCUUCUGAUCUGACUGAUCUUUUAAAGCGGCUCAAAACUAAACAAAGAAAAACCGCUUUGGAAACAAAAACUAAAGAUGGCAGCCAGAUUACCACUCCUCUUAUCAUCGCUGCUCGCAAUGGACACCUGAAUUCUGUGAAGAUUCUUCUAAGAUAUGGAGCAGACAUCGAGGCUCGAGGAUCAGUUAACAUAGAGGACCAAGUUAUAGAGGGUUCAACACCUUUGUGGGCCACUGCUGCUACUGGUCAUCUUGAUGUUGUAAAACUGUUAAUCGAACAAAAUGCAGAGGUGGAUGGAAGAACAUCGACGGGUUCGACUCCAUUGAGGGCUGCUGCCUUUGAAGGACACCCUGACAUUGUCAAAUGUUUGGUUGAGAGCGGGGCAGAUGUGAAUGCACGCAAAUAUGAUGACGAGUCCACUCUUUUAAUUGCGGCGUGUUAUCGUGACCACUUACGUGUUGCUACUUAUCUUAUUGACAAGGGCGCCAUUAUGGAUCUGCAAGACAAACAAGGCAAAACUGCACUUCACGAUGCUGUUCAAAGGGGUCACUUGGAGUUAGUCAGUCAACUUUUGGAUCUUGGAGCAUCACAACUGCCAAAUAAUCGAGGUUUAACACCUCUUCUUUAUGCCUGUGAUUUAUGUUCCAUUGAAAUAGUGGAGCAUAUCAUCAACAGACCGGAAUGUACAAAGGAACAGAGAAUUGAUGCUCUUGAACUUCUUGGUGCCACCAUUGCUAAUGAUAAAUCUCGUGAUAUUAAGAACGCUUUUAGUUACAUGAAACGUGGAAUGGAGAUGAGAUAUGAAGACCUGGCACAUCCAUUGCUUAAAAAGAAAAUGGAACCUGUGGAAGCUUAUCAAAAUAGGAAAGAGAGUCAAACUUUACAGGAACUUUCUCUGUUAGAAGGUGAUGAUCAUGCUAUCGGCAUGGAAGGACUUAUAAUCAGAGAGAGAAUCCUUGGGCCAGACAAUCCAGCAAAUCUGCACCCAAUCAGAUACCGGGGAGCUGUUUUAGCUGACUCUGAGGAGUACGAGCUUUGUAUUGGUUUGUGGCAACUGGCGUUGGAGAAGGCCAUGAACAGCGAUGUUGCAAUAACAGAAGAUCUUGAAAACUCUACAGCUUUAUUUGGAGUAAUGGUGCAAAAAGGUAAACUUUUAAGAUCAAAUUUCAUUGAAGACGCCUUUGAAAUACUGGUUGCGGGAAGUGAGAAACGUUCAGAAAAACAGAAGUCUGGAAAAUCGCAAGAGGUGCAUGAAAAUGAGGAGCAAGAAAAAACGCUUUACUAUGCUCUCUAUCUUUUGGUGAUAUACACCAAAGUUAAAGGUCAAAACGCCAACAUGAUUUACUUUCUUCAAAGAUUCCUGCUUUCAAACCCUCUAACGAAUGAUGGAAAUACUCUACUGCACUUAGUUGCGUGGCAUGACACACCAUUUUUUUCAUUUAAAGAAGAAACUAUGCGUAGUGUGUGCAAGCUUCCCUGUAUUGAGACCAUGAAGCUUAUUUUACAUGCAGGGUGUGAUGUAAAUGCCGUUAACACCGAGGGAAACACUCCUCUCCAUCUAGCUGUGAAGUUUAAGCCAGAGCCGGAGGAAGUCGAGAUUUUGAGAGAAAUGCUGCUGUUGUUGUUAGAUAUCGGUGCAGAUCCAAAGCUAGAAAACGAAAAUGGUCAAACACCACUGGACAGCUGUGAAUCUGACGAGGCUCGUAGGAUCCUGUCCGAGAAAGGAAGACUGAGUGCGAUGAACGUCGAAGUCGGAGAUGUAAGGAAGUUUUAAACGUUAACAUAUUAUAAUUCCAUGAAAUCAUUACAGUAAACUUUGUCACGAAAUGAGAGGGUGCUUACUUCCGUGCCCUAUGUUGUGUUUAUCAUAUUACGUCACGCUAAUGUAUGCCCUUCUCUAUCUGAACUCCUGGAACAGAUUUACAAAAUCGUCUCUUUUCGAAUGCAACAAUUCAUCGCAAUGCAGCUGUUUUAGCCAAAAUGAUGUUUGAAAGUGGCAUGUACAGGCGGCAGGCUCUCAGAGGAAGCUACGGUGUAAGCGGGCGCCAGUGUUAGUUACUGACUUAAGAACUGUUAUGAACCGUUCGAUUUUUGUUCGCAAAAACGAAAUAAAAGUAUCUCAGAUAGAAAGUUCGAAGCACAAAUUAAACCGAGAGGCGUCAGGGUAAUACUAUCAAUUGACGAUCUUUCGAUUGGAAGUAACUUGUAAAACAGUGAGAGCACUUCCACAUUUUUGUGCAUCUCUUUCGCCGUAUAUAAGGCCGUUUAGCGACUGCAUUUGGCCUCAGUCGAUAAUUUAUCAGCAUGUGUUCAAACGACUUGUUUCCUCGUCACACGACCUGCUAUAAUUGAAUUUCCACGCGAACGACUACUUAGGAAAAUAUACCAGCCCGGCAUACGGUCUAAAGCAGAUGGCAUUUUUCUGUCACAUGAAACUCACUCUCUAUCGUGUUUAGUGACGAGCACUUAUUAGGCCUUGAAAAGCUUGCAAGCCCAUCAGUCAAAGUAUUUAUAAAAAAUUAUAUUAAUUUAAACGCUGCCAUAGCCAGGUUAAAGGGAGGGGGAAAGGGCAUUUUACUACUUCCCUCUUCCCUUUUUUCCCUCGCCGUCUCCUCGCGAUUUUUUAACCCUAUUGUUUUUCACCAAAUAGACUGCCUGUUUACAGACUACAUACGUAGCGUUUUCGUUACGGAUCCAUGACAGAUCGUGGUUUUGAAUACAAGAAAGUCUAGAUAGUUUAGGGAUAAAGUCCAUUAAUCGUACUUAAUAGUUUUGGUGUCCUCUGAUUGGACAUGUCUUUUCCAUUUUCACAAAGGCUGGAAAAAUCGGAAGUGGAACUGGUAAGAGAAAAGGAGGAGGAGGAUUUGCUCCUGGAACAGGAAGAGACCUUAAAGAAAACACUCACAAGGAGACUGAAACAAAGGAGACUUCAGGUAAGAGAAUCUAACCAAUGGUCCAAUUUGUUGAGGCGAAAAAUUGUAUUUGGUCUGUUCUCCAUCUCACAAUUAGACGUAAUGUGCAUGAACAAAAAAAUUAAACAGAAAAACCAUCAAAAGAAAUGUAAUUUGUAUUUGUAAAUAAAAGAAAAAUAAGGCCAGCCAUGAGUGUCCGGCUCAGAGGACAACAAGAGAGGAGACUGAAUAACCUAAUAAAAUAAAUAUAUGGAGCCAAACAAAAUUAAACAUUCAAGCAGCACACCAUGUACAUUAUUAUCUUAAGAUCAGAUACCUUGGGACUAAAAUUUAAAUAAAUUACUUAUUUCAUUUAUUUCCAUUUAUCACUCUCUGAUAGCACCCUAUCUUCGAUACGGUCUAAUUGCAUGGCGUCAAACAAGCAAAUCACAACUAAACAAACUUCUAGUCCUUCAGAAACGCGCUCUUCGCUUUAUUCACUUUGCUAAACCGCGUGAUCAUGCCAUUCCUCUCUUUAUCAAUACAAAAAUAUUACCAAUUAACUUUCUCUAUUAUCAGCUACAAGGGGAAACAAUGUCUGACGUGAGAAACAACUUAAUACGUACAAACAUUCAGGAAUUGUUCCUUCCACUUUCUCGUAUACAUUCAUACGGCACUAUAUAGGUCGUCUACAUCUCCAAACUUUUAUAUCAAAAAAAUCGAAUCUUGAAGUCCAAAAAAACUGUUUCUCGAGAUUUGGUGUCAAAUUAUGCAAUGAGAUACCGACCAAGUUGCGCACACUUUCAAAACACAAAUUCAAAUUUAAUAUUCGUGCAUCUUUGCUUGAUAUACUGGAGACUGGCGAUACUUAUUAUGAAAUAGAUGAAAUUAUUCUUAAAAUGAAGAAUGCAGAACCAAUUUUUUGUAAUCCUGCCUAUAAAAACAGCGAGCUAAUGUUUUGUUUUCUUUCUUAGAGUUUUAAAUGCAUCUUUUUCAUAUGUUUUUUCUUCGUAAGAUUACAAUUUUUGCAAUUAGUUAACCGCUCCAUAUUUAUUUGAAAACUGAUGAAUCUCUCUUGCUUUCUACUUUUUUUUUUUACCUUAAUUUAAUUGCAGUUAUUUUCUUUUCGCAUCAUUCUUGGCCCGCCUAGACUAGCUACAGCUAUUUGCGGUGCCAGGACACUUGUAAAAAUAUUCUUUAGAAAAUUUAUUAUAAAGUCUUGAAGUCUUGAAGUCUAAAUUAAUUUAUAUUGAGAGGAAUCAUAUCAAACUCAAGAAUGAGGCAACUAUAGAAGAUUCAGUCUCUAAUUUUGAUCCUUUGUAGAUAUUACAUUAAGCGUGAGACUAAAGAAAAUUGUCUAUUUUUAGUGUGUGAGACAAAAAGCCGAAAAUAGCGUCCUUCUAUCUUUAUUUCUUUAAGGACAAUUGAGGGAGUUGAGACAGCAGUUGGAAAAUGUCCAAGAGCAACUAAGACAGAGAGACGGACAACUGAGCGAAGCGACACAACAGCUGACAAAUGUUCAAGGGCAACUACAGGAGAGAGAUGGAGAAUUGAGGCAGAUGACACAACAACUGACAAAUGUUCAAGGGCAACUACAGGAGAGAGAUGAAGAAUUGAGGCAGACGACACAACAACUGACAAAUGUUCAAGGGCAACUGGGAGAGUUGACGCAACAGUUGACAAAUGCUCAAAGACAGCUACAAGAAAAAGAUGAAGAAAUUACCACCAUGGAGGAACAACUGAGGGAAAAAGAACAAGAAGUGAAUGAACUGGAAAUAUCUCUUGAAACAGCUCAACAAGCGUUAAGUGAACGUCCACGCCAACAGUCACCUGAUUGGGUCAUUUCACGAGAUCAAAUUCAGCUGACAGAGAAAUGCAUUGGUAAAGGAGGCUGGGGAAGUGUUGUCGAAGGCAAGUAUUGUGGCUGCACUGUUGCCGUGAAACAGAUUUACGAGGUGCUUCUGAACCUUUCCUCUCAUAACAGAGAAAUGUUUGAGCGGGAAAUGAGCAUUGCUUCAAAAUGCCGCCAUCCUUGUUUGUUGCAAUUCAUUGGAGCAACAAACGAUGAAGGAAGUCCUUUGUUUGUGACAGAGCUCAUGGAAACGAGUUUGCGAAAAUUGCUGGAGCAGCGAUCUCUUUCUACAGCUGAAGUGGCAGUUAUUUCUCUGGAUGUGGCUCGCGCAUUGAAUUACCUGCACCAAAAGAAACCACGCCCCAUCAUCCACCGCGAUAUCAGCAGCGCCAAUGUGUUGCUAUGGCGACAAGCGGACCAAUGGCGAGGCAAAGUGUCGGAUUAUGGUGCUGCUAAUUUCAUGCAGCAUACCUUGUCAGUUUGUCCAGGUGCUGCAGUAUACAGUGCUCCUGAAGCACUUACUAAAAAACAGACUGUGAAGGUAUGUUGUCUGCUAAACUUAAUCUCCAAACAGAGAACCUGUUCACAGGCUAAUUUAGAAUAUUAAAUCCCUGUGAGAUACCGAAGGAGAAAGACCCAACGGCUAAAAAUAUGCAUUUUAUGGCUCUGAAAAAGUAGAGAAAACGUUCUGGUUUUGUGAUUUGGGGAUACCUUUUUUCUGUCAAAAAGUUAUGUAAAGGGUAAGGGGUUGGACCUAUGUGAGAUUAGCCCUUAAUACUCGACUGAUAUAUCGUCCUGAUGUAUUGUGUGAUAACUCAGUGACCUUAGGCCUUGAUCUUCUAAUCAUCUAGAAUCAUGAAAUAAUACAUCACUGAAUAUUGUACUUGGCCUGCACUCUUUGUUUUGGCUCCGAUAAUCACACUACCUCUGGGCGGAGUCGCCGGUACAAGACUUUGCUGAGUCCCCCCCCCACGAUACAUAAGCUGAUAAGUUGUCUAAAUGUUAUCUAAAUGUACAUAUAUUUUAAAUCGUUAUCGUAUGUUUUUCGUCCUCAGGUUGAUGUGUACAGUUUUGGUGUUCUCAUCUGCGAGAUUUGCAUCGGGAAACUACCAAAUCCUGACAGGCGUGCCGAGCAAGUCGCCAUGGUGAAAAACAAAGUGCUAAGAGCUCUCAUUCGUAGAUGUUUACAAGACAAUCCUCAAGACAGACCUAGUAUGGAAGACGUUAUUGGUGAACUAGAAAAACUAGUUUAAGAAGGGCUUGAUAGGAUCUGUUCUACAUUUUGUUCUAUUUUUAGUCAAAGGUUUUUAACAGUAAUACAGAGGGAGUGAACUUCUGAAGAGAGAGGAGGAUGCCCCCCCGCCAUCACAACUACCACACCCCAGUCAUGACACGAACGGGCGACAAGUAAAACGUGACUUGCGUGGGGAACAAGAACCGAGAUAUAUUCUGCGCUGUCAUUCUCACGCUAUACGUAGUAUAUUCGGUGAAACAAACUCCAUUUUAUCUUUUCCGUAAUUUUUUUUGUAGUAAAUUCAGUUUCUGGUAUAUAUGUCAUGGUUAAAUUUUUUCUUUGGCUUAAUUUUUAUUUUCCUUUGUUCUAAACUCAUUAUCAUACAUUACCAUGCCUAAAAAUUAAGGAAAAAUAAAAAUUAAACCAAGGAUAAAAUAACCACAACAUAUACGCUCCUGUUCUAUAAACGUGCUAGAAGACAGUGUGGUCAUAAAUGUGGUGAGCGCGUUAGACUCGCAAUCCGGAGGUCGCGUGUUUCAAUCUGCAUCCGGGGGUCCCGAGUCCCGCCAUAACCAUUAGAUGGAUCGGUUUAACGGUUCUCCUCAGUUGAACUCCUCAAUCCCGCUUGUAAAUAACUAACUGGUUUGCCUCCUCCCAAGUUGGGUAUUAAUCGUGCUACGUUUGAAUUAAAUCAUUUGUCUCUGGUUGUUUGAGUGGGGUGCCUGUGAAGUAGCUGGGCUGCUAAGUGCACUUCCACUAUAAAUAGAACAUUUACAUUUAACCAUUUUAGGUUUGUGGCUGCAGGUACUGUUAGAAAAUUAGAAGUAAAAACUGUCAAGGCCUUUGGCAGUCUAAGGAACUGCGACUGAUUUUCAUUGUCUGAUCAAGUGCAUGAGGCGCGAUUCUUUUGGUCAGCGCCAUAUGCCUGGCUUUUGGGUACAAGAACGGAACAAGCGAUAAAUGGCCGAAAAAAAAGGGACGCCUAGCACAUUUUCAUUCGUGUAAACAUUAAAAUUUGUUUAAUUCAGUUAGGCAGGCUGCCCAACCUUAGUCGUAGUAUAUACCGAGGAUGCUUGAUUUACCUACGAAAAAACUUAACCUUUUUUACCUCGAACUGUAGGUUAGAUUUAAGCUUUAGGCUCUGCGAUAGCUUUUAAAAGUAUAUAUAUAGGUCUUUGAAAUAUGUGAAAUAAACGCGC